UGCCCCCAAUCAUGUGAUCUCUCAUUCCUCCAACAUACUCCAGACACUAUAAGAAAAAUGGACUUUUGUGAAUAGUUGCAAAUAGUCAUUUCCCCUCAAUCCCAUGUGAAAAUAGCGAUCGACCGUCUAACGGAAGAAAAUGAAAACCAUAAAAAAACCUUGUAUAGUUGUUAUCCGCACACGUUAAUCAUAUACUGAAAACCGAGUCAAUCUCUAAUCUGAUAGUGAUGCUCCUCUCAAACACCCCAUGUAUGUAAAUCAUUCACCAAAUAGGGUCAUAUAUACGAACGCCAACUUAAUUCACAUGCACCGAUCGAGAAUCUAAAGCCAAGCAGCAAGAUCAUGGCGCCUCAAAAAAAGCGAGGAAAGGAGAGAAUUUGCUUUAUGAGUGAGAGUGAGGAGUCUGAUCUAGAUGAUAUAGAAACUGGGGUCACCGAAACUUCUUCUCAGAGUACUUGUUGCAUCUACCGUCUCCCUGAGACGCUCGUUGAGAUCAACGACAAGAAAUGGUUCCUGCCUCGCGUCGUCUCCAUCGGGCCUUACCACCGCCAUGAGCCUCGCCUCGAGGCGAUUCAAAAGCACAAGCGACACUUCCACCGCCUUUUUCUUUCCAGGGCUAAUAAACAAAAGGAGGAUUUGAUGGAAAUCGUACGCCCACUUGAAGCAAAAGCCAAAGGUUAUUACUCAGAAAAGAUUAGAUUCAGUAAUUGCACGCCCGAGGGGAAAAACCCGUUCCUCGAAAUGAUGAUUCUUGAUGGUUGUUUUAUAUUAGAAUUGUUUCGAAUGCUUGAAAAACCGAGACUGCCGGAGUCCAAUGACCCUCUGACCCCCGUGGCAUGGGCAGUACCACAUUUCUAUGGGGAUCUUCUUCUUCUCGAGAAUCAAAUCCCCUUUUUUGUUCUGGAAAAGUUAUUUGAAACUUCCAGAAAACCUCACGAGAAAGAUUCUUUGUCCAUGCUCGCUUUGAGAUUCUUCAAUAAGGCAAUGCAAAAACCGGCCAUGGAGAAACUCAGUAAGAGGAGCGGAAAGCUUAGUGAUGACAUUUUGCAUCUGCUGGACUUGGUUCGGAAAACUUUUAUUACCCCCGAUCUAGAUGAGCCACCAAAGAAUGAGGGAAAAUCAGGAACCCCUGUGAUUUACUGCAUCUCGAAGCUCCUCAAAGCUGGGAUUAAGAUCAAGUUGCGUGAGGCGGAUAGCUUCUUGGCUGUAAAAUUCAAGAAGGGUGUGAUUGAGAUGCCCAAAAUAACCCUUGAUUAUUUCAUGAAGUCUUUCUUGGUGAACUGCCGGGCAUUCGAGCAGUUGCAAAACAGAAGGUCCAAGCACAUCACAGUUUACGCUUAUUUCUUGGACUGCCUUGUAAACACAGCCAAGGAUGUCGAGUACCUUUACGAACGUAAAAUCAUUGACGGUUAUCUCGGGAAGAAUGGAGAGGCCGUGCUGUUCAUCAACAAAUUGGGCAAGGAGAAUGAUGUUGAAACCGAUCAGUUUUAUUUGUCCAAGUUUUUCAAUGACGUGAACGAUCAUUAUAAGAACACGUGCAACGUGCAACUGACGGGGUUCAAGCAUAGGUACUUUAAUACGCCAUGGUCAUGCAUUUCGGCAUCGGCUGCCUUUGUGCUUUUAGUUUUAACCUUUUUGCAGACCUACUACACCAUCUACGCUUAUGUGCAUCCUAAAGUUGUACGUGUGCUUGAUUAAUUUAAGGAUUGUGUUGUCUCUUUCACGGCCUGGCCACUCGUAACCAGAGUAUAAUCAGUGGUUAAGUUUUUGUUUUCGGUUGAUUGAUCUUUACUUGUAAGCCUUAAAUAUAAGUUAUAUAACCUGCUACUGGUUUGGAAUAAAAUUAAAGAUUUGAAGUUCUUAUCUGAA
Molecule: messenger RNA, 1869 nt
Organism: Juglans regia (Persian walnut)
Lineage: Eukaryota; Viridiplantae; Streptophyta; Magnoliopsida; Fagales; Juglandaceae
Product: UPF0481 protein At3g47200-like
Exons: 2
Coding region: 343-1698 (451 amino acids)
Source: RefSeq, a predicted model, not a curated record